AUGGAUGCCAAUUGGCGCCUCAUUAAGUCUUUACACGAUGUCGCGCAGGUUCCUGUACCAUCAGAUAUCGCUCAGGAGACCGCGUACGGUUUGACUGAUCUGACAAAACCCGAAAUCUUCGCUACGGCGUGUUCUCUUCUGGGCUCGCGGAUUCCGUUCAACGUUGCAAUAGUCCGCCAUUCCCACGAGCUCCUUCGCACCUUGCAGAAGGCUUUCCAGCCAACUUUCGUCCCUCGGGAAGCUUUACUCGCGCCGACACAUUCGUGGGACAUCGCCAAACAGGUCGCUUCCAUGGGAUCAGCUAAGGGCUGGGCUUACCAGCCGGCUAGGAAACCUGGCAAGGAUGGAAAGACUACGCGUGCGAUCAGCAUGGACGAGGUCCGCCAGACUAUGCUGCAUGACAUCAAACCUGUGCCUAUCAACCUGCUCGACGUGUGCAAUCAAUCCUCUCACACGUUCAGACCUGCUGCCAUCGCAGAGGUCGAUUUGGUCGUGCUUAUAAAGUCAAGGUACGAGGCUGGAACUUGGACACGAAGCGAUUAUCCGCAAAUCACAUCGUACGAUUGGAUGCUACUUACCGCGGGCCCAGUUGCGUCGCCCUUCCACGCCGAUCAAGCGGGUUACUGUACAGCUGUUGUCGGACUUCAGGGCGAGAAGUGUUGGUAUUUUCCAAAUGGGGACUGGGAGUUUUGUCGAAAGAUGUUCUAUCUCCAUGGGACGGCAUUUGUGAAUUAUCCCGACGGCAUAUCUGUCGUAGCUAUCGGCGAGGGUGACUGCCUCAUACAGGGACCCGGUACUCCACACGCAGUCGUCACGCAAGGAAAGUGUCUCGCCACCGGCUGUUUCUUCUACACUGCCGCCUUUUUCGCCCGCAGCAUCAAGUGCGUCAGGCUGUACUUCGAAGGUCGGCUUGACGACAAUGAAGUCAUCUCGAAGCGGGACUACGCCAACCUUGGCCUGGUAGUUGACCAUCUCGAUCGCGACAUCUUCACGCCCGCUCAACGAGCCGAGGUGUAUGUAGAAGUCGGCUCUCUGUUACUGUCACAACAGAAAAUUGCGAGAGAUGUGUACGGCCAGAUGGGCCGCGUUAACCCAGAUGGGACAAGUGCAAACGCCACAGCUCCGAAGCGUGGUAAGAGAGCGAAAGGAACAGCUCCUCAAGCGACAUCCUCGACCUGCGGGAACAGCACAAUGACCCCUCGAGACCGAUUUGUUGAGAGGUGUCUGGCAUGGUGGCUUCAAGAGCAUAGUCGUCAUCUGGGUUGA
Zymoseptoria tritici IPO323 is the source of this 1266-nucleotide messenger RNA. RefSeq lists its product as uncharacterized. The record is from RefSeq and is a predicted model, not a curated record. The transcript is spliced from 2 exons. The coding region runs from base 1 to 1266 and encodes 421 amino acids. Lineage: Eukaryota; Fungi; Ascomycota; Dothideomycetes; Mycosphaerellales; Mycosphaerellaceae.